Drosophila bipectinata is the source of this 551-nucleotide messenger RNA. Lineage: Eukaryota; Metazoa; Arthropoda; Insecta; Diptera; Drosophilidae. The record is from RefSeq and is a predicted model, not a curated record.
AUGGUGAUUUUUACCAGCCAUGCUGCCAGCCUGCGCCUCCUCACGAUUCUGUGCCUGGGUCCCAUGUGUCAAAUGCUCCUGGUGAUGCGCCUCUUGGUCCGCAUGUGGAUACGAUAUUGCUUUUUUGCUUUCUUUGCCAUCACCAUGGCUCGUCCCCAAUUUGGCUUUGGUGGAUAUGGAGGAUUCGGGGGACAGCAGCAGCAAGAAGAGCAAUACGGUGGAGGCUUUUUCUGCUUUGGAGGAGAGUUUGGACAGCAACAACAGCAACAAGACGGCUUCGGAGGCUUUGGAGGUCAAGAGCAACAACAGCAACAAGCCGGUUUCGGAGGCUUUGGAGGGGGCUUCGGUCAGGAGCAACAGCAACAGGGCUUUGGUGGAUACUUUUGAUAAUUUCCAUGUCAUUAAUUUGUACCAUAUAGUCAUGUGGGAGUAUAGUAUCUUGAUUAACAAAUAAAAAAUUUUAAAUGAAAACAUAUCAAUCUUUUAAAGCCCUGUUGGCCGUUAAAAUUCCGCUUAAUUUUUGAUAGAAUUAAUGCGUAUUUCUGCUCUGA